Anopheles funestus (African malaria mosquito) is the source of this 1711-nucleotide messenger RNA. It is a transcript of the gene bys, whose product is annotated as bystin. The record is from RefSeq and is a predicted model, not a curated record. Bases 121 to 1620 code for a protein of 499 amino acids. Gene Ontology annotation, cellular component: cytoplasm; nucleolus; preribosome, small subunit precursor. Gene Ontology annotation, molecular function: snoRNA binding. Gene Ontology annotation, biological process: rRNA processing. The transcript has 4 exons. NCBI's taxonomy places the organism in Eukaryota, Metazoa, Arthropoda, Insecta, Diptera, Culicidae.
CUGAUCACCCGUUGUGCGUAGCUGUCAAUACUUGCACGAGGUUAUUGUUUUUCUUUUGUGCGUUGUUGCGGCUUUUCUCGUGUUAGCGGAAGGAAAAAUAGCCUUUAAAUUGGAUAAAACAUGGGUAAAUCAAAAGCACUCCGUAUAAAGAAAAUCGCCGGGCCGAAAGCUUUCCUCGAAGAGCAAUUGAACGAUGGUCGAGUGUCCAAGAAGUCCAAACAGCCCAAAAUACGGCUGCGGGCAGAAGAAAGCAACUAUGUCGAUUCGAAAUCGUCCAAAAAAAUCUUGCGACAAGCGCGUAAACAACAGGCGGAAUUGAAUUUUCUCGACAAAUCCUUCGGUCCAUCGCUGGCAGAAUCCGCUUCGCUAAAACGGCGACAUCGUUUGGAUGACAGAGAAUCAUCCGACGAGUCGGACUUGGAGGAUCGUAAUGAACCCGAUAUUAAUGGAGAAAAUUUGUACGACGAUAUUAAAAUCACCGAGGAAGAUGAGCGUGCACUGCAAAUGUUUCAAAACAAAGAUGGCACGAAAACCCGUACCCUGGCCGAUAUCAUUUUAGAGAAAAUGACGGAGAAACAGACCGAAAUUCAAACACAGUUCUCCGACAAUGCCUCGCUUAAGCUGGACGAUAUCGAUCCGAACGUGCGCCAGAUGUACAAAGGCGUGCGGGAUGUUUUGAAACGCUACCGGAAUGGUAAAAUUCCGAAAGCGUUCAAGCUCAUCCCCAAGCUGCGGAACUGGGAACAAUUUCUGUAUAUUACGGAACCUCAGCAGUGGAGUGCAGCAGCAAUGUUUCAGGCGACACGUUUGUUUUCGUCCGGUCUUACGCAGCAUAUGGCGCAGCGUUUCUACAAUCUCGUACUGCUGCCGCGCGUUCGUGAUGAUUUGGCUGAAUUCGGUCGUCUCAACUUCUUUCUGUAUCGAUCGUUGAAGAAAGCACUGUUCAAACCGGGCGCAUUUAUGAAGGGUAUCGUGUUGCCUCUGCUCGAGUCAGGCGAUUGCGCCCUGCGUGAGGCAAUCAUCAUCGGCAGCAUUGUCAGUUGCACGUCCAUCCCCGUGCUGCACACAGCGGCAUGUUUGUUGAAAAUUUGUGAAAUGGAAUAUUCUGGCGCGUGUUCCGUAUUUAUUCGCAUCAUUUUGGAUAAACGGUACGCGUUACCGUACCGAGUAGUCGACGCGGCGGUGUUUCAUUUCCUGAAGUUUGAACAGGAUAAACGUGAUAUGCCUACGCUUUGGCACAACGCUUUGCUGACGUUUGCCCAGCGGUACAAAAACGAUAUUUCCUCCGAGCAGCGAGAUGCGCUGUUGCAUUUAUUGAAGAAAAAAUCGCACCCUAAAAUUACUCCGGAAAUUCGACGGGAACUGCAGGCUGCUCGUUGCAGGGAUGUAGAAGUUGGUCAAAGUUUAGCUUUGGAGGGAGAAAUGGAAUUCGAGGAAGAUAAUGAUUAUGCACCAAUGGAAGACGAUGGAGAGGCACACGGAUCCCAACGUGUAACGUUCUCAUCGAGCACACAAAGGAAAGACGUAGAACCCUUGGAUAGCGACGACGAUGAUGAUGAUGAUGAUGAUGACGAUGAGGACGAGGACGAUGAUGAGGAGGAAGAUGAAGAGAAAUUAUAAUAGCGCUAGUUUCAUGAGAAGGUAAAAUAUGUUCUAUAAUAAAAAUAUUAUUGCUUGUAUAAUCCUCCUGUUUAUACAAGGUGCGUCAUAA